AUGGCGCACAGCUGUCGGUGGCGGUUCCCCGCUCGGCCCGGAGGGAGCAGCAACUCCGGUACCGGGAGGAGAGCGGGCCGAAUCCGGGUUACUGCCUCUCUGCAGAAUGUCUCCGGAGCCCUCCCUAACGCUGCUGGGCUCGGACCCGGGUUUGAUGCUGCAUUACAGGUCUCCUCGGUUAUCGGGAGCAACCUGCAGAAAUUUCGGGAUGUUUUGGGUGAAUCGAGUGACUCGAGCAGCGGGGAGGACGAAGCAUUUAGAGGAUUUAGAACAGUUACUGAGCAGAAAAGAAUACAGAGCCCUUCAACAACCUCUUCAGGUCCACCACUGCAGGAGAAGAAACCCAGAGGCCGUCCCCCAAGAGCCUUCACGACCCAGAAAGCUGCUGCAUGUCUACCUUCCCCUUCCUCCAUUCCUUCCCCCACACAGGCCAAACCUGAGGGUCCUGAAAGGCCAGCUGAGAAGGUGAAAAGGCUGCCUGGGAGGCCACCUGGCACCAGAGAAAAGAGAAGAGGCCGACCCCCGUCCUCAAGUAGCAAAAAGACUUGGACUACAGGCAACCAUGCAGCAGGGGAGAGUAGUAGACUGGCUGGGUCGGAGCUGGGCAUGGACACAGAGGAGGACAAUGACAGAAAGGGUGUCAAGAGGACGGCCCCAGGCUCUGCUCAGCCACACAACACUGAUGCAAAGCUUCCCAAAGGUGGGCGGGGUGAAUCCAAAGUUACCAACUUGAAAAGGCUAAGAGUGACUAAACUGGCCCCUCUCAAGUCACGGCUCAAGACAUUGCCUGGUGUACCCCGCCGCAGACGUGGGCGACCUCCCUCAGCCGAACGUCUCAAAGCUGAGGCGGCAGCAGCUGCUGCUGCACAGCUCUCUUCCUCCAUUGAAUGUGGGGAUGGGAAACAUAAGGUCUAUAGGGCCAGAGGGGGGGAUAGAGGCACAGAACCACACACUCCCCAGCCCAUGCUGAGGAAUGUAGAUGGUUCUGAGGACCAGGACUCUGCCAAUCCACCUGCUUCCCCGUCCCCCUCCAAGUCUGGCAGAACAGUUGGCCUUCGAAAAAGCCCUCGCCAUAGAAAGCCUGUCAGAAUUGUCCCCUCAUCCAAACAUGCAACCAUCGCUAAACAGUUGCUGCAGCGUGCAAAGAAAGGAGCGCAGAAGCGGUUGGAGAAGGAGGCUGAAGCCAUUGUAGGGAGUGGGUCAGGAACUGUUGAGGCUGGCAUCAGGAAGACCCAACUAAAGAACAUUAGGCAGUUCAUCAUGCCAGUCGUAAGCACUGUCUCCCUUCGCAUCAUCAAAACCCCCAAACGCUUCAUUGAAGACGAGGGCAGCUUUGGAACUCCUACACCCCAUAUGAAGAUAGCACGGUUAGAACCAACCCCCUCCUCUGUGUCCACACCUACCCAACCCACAUCCACCACCUCUUCUUCCCCUGCACCUGUGCUGGCCUCCUCUACACCCGCUGUUACUAACACUGGCACCACUGCUCCUGUAGACUCCCUCCCCCCUCCUCCACCUCCUGCCCCAACUCCCAGUGCUCCAUCAACAGCUGCCAAUCUGCUCAACAGCAGCACAAACAAUGCUAACGCCAAUGGGCGAUUUAGCAGCAGCGCAGCAUCUUGUGGCUCAAGCGCUGUGUCCCAGCACUCCUCCCAGCUCUCCUCUGCAGAGUCUUCCAGGUCCAGCAGCCCCAGCUUGGAUGACUCAUCAUGCGACUCCCAGGCUUCAGAGGCCACACAGGCUUUGUCAGAGCCUGAGGAUCACUCUCCAUCCUCACAGGGAGAGAGGGAAGCCAACCUGUUACACAGCUCACGGCCUCCUACGCCUCCUUCUGAGCCAGAGCAAGAGCAUGUGUUGGCAGAAUUGAGUUCGCGUGGCCGCAGAGGACAGGGUGUCGGCCGGGGAAACCAGAGGGUUAGAGAAAGCGCAGGGGCUAAGAAGCCGAUCAUUAGCCCGCCAACAGGAGUGCUGUUGUCCUCCUCUGCUCUUGUAAAUUCCCAGCAAGCUUCAUCGACAGCCUCCUCCUCUUCUUCACCUCCACCUCCACCGCUCCUCUCCCCUCCACAGCCUCUACAGUCAGCUUCCUCCAACGCAGCUGCCAUCAGUGAACACCACGCUCAGUCACCCUGGAUGUCUCAUCAGUUUCUCGCUGGACCUUCAGUUCUAUCCAGCUUGUCAGACAAACGAAGCCGCUCGAUUCUGAGAGAGCCAACUUUUCGCUGGACGUCCCUGUCCCACCCUGGACAUCAGUACUUUUCCUCAGCUAAAUACGCCAAGGAGGGCCUAAUUCGCAAGCCAAUAUUUGACAACUUCCGUCCUCCCCCUCUCACUGCAGAGGAUGUGGGGCUGAUGCCACAAGGUGUAGGUGGAGCAGGGGGAGCUUCUCCAGUUUCCUUCCCAGCACCAGGCGGUGGAGCAGGGACAGGAACUCGUCUUUUUUCCCCUCUUCACAGUCACACCCAUCACCAACAUCCCUCUUCAUCCCGCUUUGACGCCACACUCCAGAAGCGCAGCCCCUUGCUCCGUGCUCCCCGAUUUACACCCAGCGAGGCCCACUCUCGGAUAUUCGAGUCUGUUACGCUGCAUUCAUCUUCUGGAAGCAGCCCUGGCUCUCUCUCCCCACACCAGACUUCCUCUAGCUCCAGCAGAGCGCUGCGGCGCAGGAGAAGACUGGCUUCCGUAACAUUACGUGGCAAUCCACGGUCUCCUUCCCACUCAAUGACCAGACGCAGCAGCCAAAUAGGAGGUCAGAUAUCCAUAAGGAAAGGGUCCUCUGAGAUGUCUGUGCUGACAGGCUCUGUCUCCAAUAGUAACUCCAGCUCUUUGCCAGGGGUUUCUGCAAGUCCACUAGCCACUAGUGCCUUAACUCCUGCCUCUUUCAGCACCUUCUCCACUGUUUCCCGGGCUCUGUCCUCACAAGGGACAGCUGAGAGCAGGAGGGGGGCGUCUGGAAACCCUCCUCCUUUGUCAACUACAUCCUCCUCUUCCUCCCCACUUUUCCCCCUCUUUCCUUCCAGUGCACAGGACACAGGGCGAGGAGCUGGGAAAGGAGGUAAGGAUAAAUGCCUGUCAGCUACCCAGGAAUCUGCACCGAAAGAAAAAGAAAGGGAUUCUGAGAAAAACAGAGAGAAAGAGAAGGAGAAUAAGAGGGAGGGGAGAAAGGAGUUGGAGAAAAGAAGCAAAGUUUCUACACCUGAUGGCUCCCCAAAUGCACCUUCUGGACUGUUUUCUGUGGAUGGGAGGGACUCAGAAGAUAUUCUUAUAACUCCUGCUCCAAAAAAGACUCCAGGUAGAAAAAAAUCCACAUCCGUUGACACGGUCUCAGAUACCGUGUCCUCAGAGUUGCGCGGAAUCCAUUCCACUGUUCCCCUUUCCAUUGCUAAAGGGCGUUUAGCUAAGAAGGGUAGACCCUCAGAGAAAGGAGUAGAGGUGGAGGAUGGGGAAAAGGAGAAGGAGAAGCAAAGUGCUCCUAGCCAGCAGACAGCAAGCCUUCCAGGGCAGCCAGGCAGACAACAGCUCCCUGUCGCCUCUCUUGGACCAGUGUUGGAGCAUGCAGAGAAGCAGCCUGUGACAGACAAGCGGGUAGUUGGACUCUUAAAGAAGGCCAAAGCACAGCUCUUCGAGAUCAAGAAGAGUAAGCUAAAGCCUGCAGACCAGACCAAGGUUCAGGGUCAAGAGAGUGACUCGUCGGAGACCUCAGUCCGCGGUCCACGCAUCAAGCAUGUAUGUCGUCGUGCAGCUGUGGCUCUUGGUCGUAACCGGGCUGUGUUCCCUGACGACAUGCCCACACUUAGUGCCUUGCCUUGGGAGGAGAGAGAGAAGAUCCUAUCUUCCAUGGGGAAUGAUGACAAGUCAUCAGUAGCAGGCUCCGAGGAGGCAGAGCCUCAGUCCCCUCCUUUAAAGCCACGCGAGACACGGCAAAAGGCUGUUCAAGAAGCUCCUCCCAAGAAGGGUCGUCGGUCGCGUCGCUGUGGUCAGUGCUCAGGAUGCCAAGUUCCAGAAGACUGUGGGGUCUGCACCAACUGUCUCGACAAGCCUAAAUUUGGAGGGCGAAACAUUAAAAAGCAAUGCUGCAAGAUGAGAAAGUGUCAGAAUUUGCAGUGGAUGCCCUCAAAGAUGUUUCUUCAAAAGCAGGGAAAAGGCAAGAAAGACAAGAAAAAGAACAAGCUGUCUGAGAAGAAAGAGGGUCUCAAUUUGGUCAAAGGACCGACCUCAGAGUCUGGACCUAAAUCCUUGCCUGCACCACCAAAGGAGGAGCCUCUCCGCAAAAAGAGCGACACACCGCCACUCAAGUUGCCAGAGGAUAAGUCAAGACAGCCACAGCCUUCGUCAAAGCAGUUCCCAACCCUCGCGUCCUCCCCUGCCCCACUUGAACCCCCUCAGACCCCCAACACAGUCACAGCACCGACCCCGUCUCCAGUCCCGACACCAGACACCAAACAGCCCUCCGUCACAGGCAGUGUCACCAGCAAGAAGGGACACAAAGUACAGCCCUCUGUACCAACAUCCUCCUCCUCCUCCUCCUCCUCAUCCUCUUCUUCCUCAUCCACUUCUUCAUCGUCCUCAUCCUCUUCAUCUUCCUCCCCCUCGUCUUCAGCACAGAAUUCCCCAUCCCAGUCUACGCAAUCUCAUCAUCAACCGUCACAGCAGCAGCAGCAGCAGCAGCAGCAGCAACGGCCUCUUACGAGUCAGGCACCUUCCAAAAAAGACGCAUCACCCAAGAUUCCCCUGUGCGAACCCAAGAAGAAGCCCCAGCAGCACUCAGUGCAACAGCAAAGCUCAACUCCUACCACUUCAGACACGGCUGAAUCAAAACAGUUGAAGAAGCCCGCUUCUCGCUCUGUUCCCCCAUCUCCCAAACUGAGAGCAAAAGAUAAGCCACUGACCACUAAACCUCUCAGCAGUAGUACUUUAAACUGGCUGAGCACUCCCUCGACUAGGGGCCAGACCAUGUCCAGAGCGCCCUGCGACGGAGUGCAUCGUAUCAGAGUGGAUUUCAAGAGGGACCAUGAUGUGGAGAAGGUGUGGGAGGCUGGCGGCCUCAGCCUGCUCACCUCUGUGCCUGUCACACCAAGGGUGCUCUGCUUCUUAUGCGCAAGCAGUGGAAAUGUCGAGUUCGUCUUCUGCCAGGUGUGCUGUGAACCCUUCCAUCUUUUUUGCCUUGGGGAGUCAGAGCGCCCUCUCCAGGAGCAAUUUGAGAACUGGUGUUGUAGAAGAUGCAGAUUCUGCCAGGCCUGUGGACGCCAGCAUCAGAAAACUAAACAGCAGCUGCUAGAGUGUGAUAAGUGCCGAAACAGCUAUCACCCGGAGUGCCUGGGUCCCAACCACCCCACCAGACCCACCAAGAAGAAGAGAGUCUGGGUUUGCACCAAGUGUGUGCGCUGUAAGAGUUGCGGAGCCACUAAACCUGGGAAGUCCUUAGAUGCCCAGUGGUCACAUGACUUCUCUAUGUGUCAUGACUGUGCCAAACUGUUUGCAAAAGGAAACUUCUGCCCAUUAUGCGAUAAGUGCUAUGAUGAUGAUGACUACGACAGCAAGAUGAUGGAGUGUGGCCAUUGCAACCACUGGGUUCACGCUAAGUGUGAGAAUCUGACCGAUGAAAUGUACGAGCUGCUAUCAAAGCUGCCAGAGAGCGUUGCCUACACAUGUACCAAAUGUACCAACCGCCAUCCGGCCGAGUGGAGGACAGCGCUGGAGAGGGAGCUUCAGGGCUGCGUUCGCCAUGUUCUCACUGCACUGCUCAACUCGCGCACAUCGUCACACCUACUACGCUAUAGACAGGCGGUGAAGCCUCCAGAGCUGAACCCCGAGACUGAGGAGAGUCUACCAUCCCGUCGUUCCCCGGAGGGCCCAGAUCCUCCAGUCCUGACAGAAGUCACUCCCACACCCCCCAGCGACUCCCCUCCAGACCUGGAGUCGGUUGAGAAAAAGAUGGAUCAUGGCCGUUACAAUUCAGUGCUGGAGUUCAGCGAUGAUAUCGUGCGGAUUAUUCAGACGGCCAUCAACAGUGACGGGGGCCAACUUGAGAGCAGGAAAGCAAACAGCAUGGUCAAGUCCUUCUUCAUCCGGCAAAUGGACCGCAUCUUCCCAUGGUUCAAAGUGAAAGAGUCAAGUUUCUGGGAAAGGCAAAACGUCUCUGCAAAUAGUGGGCUCCUCCCAAAUGCUGUGUUGCCUCCGUCCCUAGACCACAACUACGCCCAGUGGCAGGAGACACUGGAGCUCUCUCGUGCAGAGCUACCCCACCUCAUGAAAAAGAUCAUCCCAGCUCCUCAACCCAAGACCCCAGGUGAACCGGAUUCUCCAGCCUCCCCUCCUCCGCUCCCUCCAUCUCUGCCCCCACCGCCUCCGCUCCUACCUGAUCGGGAAGACAGCCCUGAGCUCCCUCCCCCACCAGGCAUCAGUGAUAACAGGCAAUGUGUUCUGUGUCUAAAGUAUGGAGACGAGAACACUAAUGAGGGAGGCAGGCUGCUGUACAUUGGUCAGAACGAGUGGACACAUGUGAACUGUGCCCUGUGGUCUGCCGAGGUGUUUGAGGACGACGAUGGCUCUCUCAAGAAUGUUCACAUGGCUGUUCUCAGGGGAAAACAGCUGAGCUGUGAGAAGUGUCAGAAGCCAGGGGCCACAGUUGGCUGCUGCCUCACCUCUUGCACCAGCAACUACCACUUCAUGUGCGCCCGCCAGUGUCACUGCGUCUUCCUUGAGGACAAGAAAGUCUACUGUCCAAAGCACCGAGACCUCAUCAAGGGAGAAGUGGUGUCUGGGUUUGAGGUCACCCGCAGGAUCCUGGUGGAUCUAGAGGGCAUUAGUCUCAGGAGGAAGUGGCUGGCAGGCCUGGAGCCUGAAAAUGUCCACAUGAUGAUAGGCUCCAUGACCAUUGAUUGUUUGGGGAUACUGACUGAACUCUCAGACUGCAAAAGCAAACUCUUCCCUGUAGGGUACCAAUGUUCGAGGGUGUACUGGAGUACUUUAGACGCUCGAAAGCGCUGUGUGUAUACCUGUAGGAUCCUAGUUUGUCACCCUCCAGUGGUAGAGUCUGACCUAAAGAACAUGAUGGCUCCUGAGGAGAAUCGCACUAUAGCACACAGUCCUCCCAUAGCAGACUUUCCUGAUCCAUUUGAAUCCCCGAGACGAUCUGAAACACUUUCACCUUCCAAUACUCCCAAGCUCAGGGUUUACACCAGGAACAGACACCCAAGCUACCCCCCCUGUCAGCGCUCACUAGGCCCCAGGCCCAUGCCCUCACCAGGAGGUAACUCUCAGCCCCAAAGCCAUGAGAUUGUCACUGUAGGAGACUCCCUGGUGAACUCCACCAUGCGCAACAUUGACUCAUGUCGCCACAGCUCCAUUUCUCUCUCUCUGACUUCACACCAGCUGAACAGACAAAGAGGGGCAACCUCCCUCCUCCAGAUUUCAUCACGUCCGCUUACCUCACCCCCGCCCCUCAUCCCCUCUCCUGCCAGAGACCCUGAAAGGUCCAAACACCUCAGCAAAGACUCUGCGAAGAGUCCAGUCCAGAAAGAGGAAGAAAGAGGCAGACCAUUCUCCACUGACAGAAACAGAUCACAACCAUCCAGGGACCAGGGGCCGAGAGAUGCAGACAAGGGAAGGGUGUUGGGUCAGGACCAAGCCUCCAAGGUUUCUGACAAGUAUAAAUCUUCCAGGGAACUUGGGCAGAAAGACUCUGACAAAGACAUAAUACCAACCAAAGAGCAAGAGAAGAGGAAACUGUCUAGUAAAGACUCAGGUCAGAAAGAAUCUGUACGAGGAAGAUCUGUCAGUAGAGAUCUUUUGAAGGAUUCCGAAAGGGGGAGACAAGCAAACAGAGACUCUGAGAAGUGGAGACAGGCGAGCAGAGAGUCAAGUAAUCGAGACACGGACAAGAACAAGUCAACGUCCAAGGAUUUUGAAAAAUCUCGAUCUCUCAGUCGAGACACAAGUCUGAGGGAGUCUGAGAAGCAUAAACAAUAUAGCAGGGAAGCAGGAAAAGACUCAGGUCAAAGUAAAGACAGACUGUCCAGCAGAGACUCUGACAAGAGUAAACCUUCCUCUAGAGAUUCCAGUUAUAGAAGCACAGAGAAAAACAAAGACUCUGGCUCAGGGAAAGAUAACAACCCUGGCAGCCAGUCCAAACAGGCUGGAGGUGAGAGUAAAUCCAUCAGACUGGCACCUGCAGGAUCAGGUCAGUCCUCCCCUCCUGUGGGCACUGCUGUUCUCACAGCUCAGCAGAGAGGUGGAAGCACCAAGCAGGCAGACAAGCAAGGGAAACACGGAGGCAAAGACCAGGGUGUUCCGCAGUCUCGCUACAGGUCCACCCCCACAUCUAACAUAAUUCAGUCUAAGGACAAGCCCAGCUCAGGGAAGGAGAGUAGUAGUGUCACUGGAAAUAUGUCAGCUUCACUCCAUAAGGACUCUGUGGUUGGGAAAUCCGUCUCCCCACACUCAUCAUUUCAGAAGUCAAAUGCAGGUAAAUCAGUUGAUUACUCGUCAGGUGCAGCUACAGCAGCAACCAUGAAGCCUGUGUGGCCGUCAAGGACACCCGCAGAAGAUGAUGUUGCCAGGCAAGGCUCCUUGCACUUUUCCUCCCAAGCUGCAGCCUCAGCUGCCAAAGACAAACACCCCAAAGCAAAGAUGGCAGGCAGCAAAGAGGUGUCCAAAGACCGCGACAGAGAUAGGAGUCUCCAGAACAGCAACAGUUCCUACAAAAUCCCUCUUCUUAAUAAUAACACAAAAGCUUCCGGCAGCUCCAACAUGUACGCUCCAAACCCCAACUCACACAACAGCAGCAACAGCAAAGCUCCGGUGCUCGGCAACAGCACCAAAGGCCACGGGAAGGCUCAGGGGGAGAAGCAGGAGAACCAGGUAGGAGACAGGUCAUCCUUUAAGAGCAGAGAAAACUACUCCUGUCCUGAGAGGAAGAACAGCUCGAGUCUGGACAACUCACAGCAGCUGCAGCAGGGCGGUCUUUCAAAAGAGAAAGAAGCAAAGACCACCUCCCUUUCUCACACCAAUCCAACAAGUAACCAGCUCCCUAAAGAGAAAAAGAGAUCAGGUAAACCUCCUGCUGUAACUUCACUUAAGACUGAUAUCAAGACUGACCCUAAUGGGACCAGCACUGUUGGUGGUAUUUCUUCCUCCUGCCCCACCACCACAACCACGAUAUCCACUGUCUCUCCUGCUGGCCAGGGGACCUGUCGCUCUACCUGCUCCACUCUCUUUUCCUCACCCUCCGCCAGCAGCAGCGACAGCUCUGAAUCCGACACUCAGACUCACACAGAGGAAGAUGAUUUGCACAAAGAGCGCUCACCCAGUGAGCUCCGAGAUCGCCACAGCCUUCCUGCUCAAGGCACAGAGGACGAGGGGGAUGGCCCAGAUGACGACCACGGCAGAGGAAUGGACGUUAAAAGCCAUGAAGACGACAGUGACGGUUCAGGCUCCACCAAGCGGCGUUACCCUCGACGCAGUGCCCGCGCACGCUCCAACAUGUUUUUUGGCUUAACGCCUUUGUAUGCUGUUCGCUCGUACGGUGAGGAGGACCUACCCUUCUACAGCAGCGGCGAUGCAGCUGGAGCAGUGGUUAAGAGGAGGACUGGUGGUCGGAAGAAGUCGGCUGAGGGGCAGGUGGAUGGAGCGGAUGAUAUGAGCACCUCCUCUUCUUCAGUUGACAGUGGAGAGGAAGAAGACAGUGGAAUGAAACAACGAGGUAAAGACCCUUACUACUACAACUUCACCCGAACAAUAAUUAACCCUGGCGAGGGUCUACCCUCUAUAGAAGGGAUAGACCAGUGUCUAGGAAGAGGUUCCCAGCUUCAGCGCUUCCUAAAAGACGAGGAGCAACAACAACAGAGAGCUCAAGGCAAAGCUGAAGAGGACUUGCUGAGUGCUUUGACCUUAGGCAAGCAGCAUAUCGGACAGCUGGACGGUGUCGAUGACGGCUCGGAGAGCGAUACAAGCGUCUGCACCACCAGCACCACCACCACUACAGCCACCUCCUCCUCCACCCCACACAAGAGCACGCCGAGGCGAAGGGGCCGAGAGAGGCACGCAGAGAAACCGGACUCCCAUGACACAAGCAAGGAUGCUGACAGUGGCGCAGGAGCAGUGAGCGGGAACACACGAGAGGGCAGAAAGAAGGGUCAGGGGCAGGACCCUCUCGAGGCUCAGCUGUCCCUCAGCACAGACCUGCUUAAAUCUGAUUCAGACAACAACAACAGUGAUGACUGUGGCAACAUUUUGCCGUCUGACAUCAUGGAGUUCGUCCUCAACACACCGUCUAUGUCGAUGCAGGCUCUGGGUCAGCAGUCUGAGCCCUCGUCCUCGGAGUUGCUCCUGGAUGAGGGCUACGUUGGAGUGGAUGUAAAUCGGCCUAAAGACAUUCUGUUUGAUGACUUUUCUCAGCCGCUGCCCAGCACUGAGAGCGGAGGUGUAGUGGAGAGCAGUGUGAAUAGCUCCAUAUCUGUAGAGGAACCGUAUCUUCCGCUGGAGCUGCCCUCUGACCUCUCUGUCUUGACCACACGCAGCCCGACUGUCAGCUCCAGUCAGAACCACACUGCUGCUGGGAGCCUUAUCUCUGAUUCCUCAGACCGCACCAUGCUGGGCUUGACCUCAGACACCGACACAAUCAGUGGGGAGAAGAGCGGGGAAAAGAAAAGGGCAGUUCCGGUUGUGUCACCUUCAGAAAACCAGCACGAGGCUCCUACUUUGGGAAAAACAGAUACACAGGUCACAGAAGGUCCCAUGACCCCAGAGCAGUUCAUUCCCAGCCCUGCAAUCGGCCAGGUGGUUGAAUCUCCAGGUAACCAGGAUGUCCCAAGAAGUUCUGCCACCCAUGGUUUGCCAAGUUCUCCUUCCCUGCCCCUCCAGGGUCAGAAAUACCUCCAAGCAUCAGCUGCAGUUGCAGGCAGCCCCAGUCCUGUUCCUGGCCUAGGACCAUCCCAGGCCCAGGUUUCCAGUCCAGCAGUCAUCAAACCGGGCCCUGAUAAGCUCAUUGUUGUCAAUCAGCAGUUCCAGCCUCUCUAUGUUCUGCAGACAGUCCCUAAUGGUGUCACCCAAAAAAUCAGUGCUGCAGGAGUGAUGGAAGCUGGCUCUCCAGCUGUGCUGAGUUCCAUGACGCUCACCACAGGCUUGACUACAGGUUUAUCCAUGGCUCAGCCGAUAUUUUCCACUGGUGGUAAAGUCCUGGGCACCAUGUCUCACCCCUCCCAGAUUCACACCUUCACAGGAGCCACAAGAGCAGGCUUUCAGACAGGAAUCCCCAGCACCACCUCAGGGCUUCUCAUUGGGUUGCCCUCUCAGCCCCACGACCAGUCCCAGAUUCUGGUCUCAGAAGCUGGUCGUCCACAUGAGCUGGGUCACAAUGUUGCAAUAGUGUCCAGUCCCUCCACCCUCGCCUCCACUCAGACCAUUCUCGCAUCUGCUCACGGAAAGAAGAGGCCCAUCUCUCGUCUUCAGCCUAGAAAAAGCAAAAAGUUGGCCCGCUCCCGUAGCCAGCCCACCUUGGCCCCGUCUGAAGUGGGUCCCCCAAACAUGACCCUUAUUAACCUGUCGUCACCUCAAAUUACCGCCAGCAUCCCCGGCCAACCUGGCAGCCUGGUUGAAUUAAGCACCCUCUCCACUUCUCAGCGCAAGGUGCCAAAUAUCAUCAAGAGACCUAAAUCAGGAGGGAUCAUGUACUUAGAACCAACUAGUCUCCUUCAGCAGGCGAUUUCUGGUACAGCCCAGUCCGGUAUCCUGGGUCAUGAUUCCUCCACUCACCUCAUACCUUGCACCGUCUCUGGUCUCAACCCCAGUCAGUCUGUGUUGAAUGUGGUGUCGGUGCCACCUAGUGGUGCCGCAGGGCCUAUUGCACCAGGAUCAGUGUCUCUGUCCACCCCCGUCCUCAGCUCUGCAGAUAUCACAGGGCCGAUUAGUAACCUCCUGUUUAAACCCAGUCCACAUAGCCUGGGCCUGUCUGAUCAGCCAAUGGUCCUUCAGUCAGCGGGGGGAGGCACUCUAAUGUCACAGCUCAGCUCCACCAUGCAGACGUCCAUAGCCAGCAGCAUCUGCGUCCUGCCGACCCAGCAGACCAUAAACAUGGCUGUCAACCAGCACGGAGAAACAGAGGGCAGCAAUGUCCACUUACAUCAUCCGUCUCAUUCUGUAAACAGAGCCCAGGCAAUGGACUCCUCUCCAAACACCACUGGUACUUUAGCCCACACAUCGUUGAGCCCUGCCAAGGGACGUGUUGUCGGAGUGUUCACCCAAACCUCUGCACACUCCCAAAGCAGUAGAACAACUCCCGUUUCCACGUCAUCACAACAGAUGCCACCUAACUCUGUUCCAUCGGUCAAAGUUCUAGGAUCAGAAAAAGGCAAGCAGAAAACAAAAAGAAGCAGGCAGACCUCAGACACAGCCAGCGGAAAGAAACUCAAGGCCUCUCAGUCAGAGGAGCAUCACAGCAACCCUGCAGGACCACUACACUCAAACACAAGUUCCAAAGAGCUGAGCUCCCCUGAACCCAUGGACACUGGAAAGCCAGCAGACAAGGCAGCAAACAAGAGUAUGAUUGGUAAGAAGAAGACAGCUGAAGGUCCAGUUGUACCAGGGAAAGUAGUUGGAAGAGAUAAACCAUCUGCAGCAAGGGGAGCGGGGUCUCUUGCUGUGGCUUUACCACCUGACCAGGACGGCAACAGCAGAGAUACCGCCUUGGAUAGCAAACCCAAGAAGGGCAUCAUCUUUGAAAUCUGCAGCGAGGACGGGUUUCACAUCCGCUGUGAGAGUAUUGAGGAGGCUUGGAAAUCCCUGACUGAUAAGGUGCAGGAAGCUCGCUCCCAUGCACAACUUAAAGAGCUUUCUUUUGAAGGCGUGAACGGAUUGAAGAUGCUGGGUGUUGUUCAUGAGGCUGUGGUCUUCCUACUCGAGCAGCUGUACGGCUCCAGGCACUGUCGCAGUUACCGUUUCCGCUUCCACAAACCAGAGGAAACCGAUGAACCUCCCAUCAACCCCCAUGGGUCGGCUAGAGCAGAGAUCAUCCACAGAAGGUCUGUAUUUGACAUGUUCAAUUUCUUGGCCUCAAAACACCGCCAGCCUCCUGAGUACAGGCCACAGGAAGAAGAUGAUGAUGAAGGUCACCUAAGGACGGCCAGGCGUGCCACCAUGGAGCUCCCACUGACUGUGAGAUUCAAACAGCUCAAGACCACUUCUAAGGAAACAGUUGGAGUCUUUCGGUCUCCCAUCCAUGGCCGAGGUCUGUUCUGCAAGAAAACCAUCGACGCGGGGGAGAUGGUCAUUGAAUACUCUGGAAAUGUCAUACGGUCUGUGCUCACUGACAAACGGGAGAAAUAUUAUGAUGGAAAGGGGAUUGGCUGUUACAUGUUUCGCAUCGAUGACUACGAGGUGGUGGACGCCACAGUGCACGGCAACGCGGCCCGCUUCAUCAACCACUCCUGCGAGCCCAACUGCUACUCCCGGGUCAUCACCGUGGACGGCCAGAAGCAUAUCGUCAUCUUUGCCUCUCGCCGCAUCUACUGCGGAGAGGAGCUCACCUACGACUACAAGUUCCCAAUAGAGGACGCCAGCAACAAGCUGCCCUGCAACUGCGGAGCAAAGAGGUGUCGCAAGUUCCUCAACUGACACUGGUUUUACAUUUUCUUAAUUUAAAGAUGACUGAGGACGUUCUGAAGGGGCUCCAUAGAGGAGUUUACUGUGGCUUCAUGCUGAUCCACACAGGAUCAUACUUUCCAACAGGGCCUGAGCUCUGUCAGCUUUUCUGCUGUUGUUAGCAGAACACAGCAGACACAGCUAUGUACUGUGUAUACAGGGCAGGCCAUUUUGGAGGAGGGGCCAUUUGUAGAAAUUCCAACAUAUUGUGCCUCCUUUUCUCUCAUUUACAUUUGGCAUGGGAAGUUCCACCUUCAGAGGUGUGUAAUGAAACGGUUUGAGCCUUCACAUCAUUGCAAUAUUGAUUCUAAUUUACAUGUGGGUGAUUAAGUAACCCCUUCAUAAUGUUUUUUUUACAUUGGCCCAUCCUCCUUAAUUUCCUAGAAUACGUUAUGGUCCACUAUUGCUGAGAUGUGAACAAAAAAAAACAAAAAAAUCAAAGAACAUGGAUCCGUUUUUACACCAAAGUGCAAUUUGUUGAAGGGAUUUGGAAGAGUAAUUUUACAAGAAAGAAAAAUUAGAACCAUGUUAGAAAUCCUUUUUUUCUUUUUUUAAGUCGCAGUGUCAGCUGUUAUUGAUGCGCAUCUUCUUGUCUGAAUGUGCCCUGAUGCCUUCAGAGCCAACGUUAACUGGUGGAAGACUCCCCUAAAGGUGGCAACACUGUAAAGGUUCAAGCUGUUAAAGCAGCCUGAUGUGUACAGGUGGAAACACUAGAGGGAGCAGUGGCCACAGAGACAGAGAAAAAGAGACAAGAGGGGGAGGAAAUGAAGAUUUGUUUGAAGAAAUAAAAAGAAAGGAGGUUAGGUUGACAUUAUGGUUGAUAUCUAAGGGUGAUUCCAGACGUUGUAGUACAACAAUGGAUGUGUACUAUGACAGCUUGGUAGCUAUGUAGAAAUGUUAUUGAUGGGAUUAAGCCUCUGGCCUGAGAGAGCGAGGCAGCUAGAGACUCUGGUGGACUGACAGCCGAGGGACCGGAGAACCCUGCUGAUGUGCUUUAGUAGAUAUAUUUGUAAAAAUAUUUUUUUUUUUUUUUUUUUUUUUUUUAAAGCUGUGAUCCUGAUACAGCCAAUGGAUCUGACAGAAACAUAGAAGGGUUUGUGCAUGUUGUGCUGUUGUUCUUGUCAAAACUUGUUAUUGGUAUAAGCUUGGACUCUUGAGUCACGUUCCAAAUUACAGCAGCAAACAGAACCAAACAUCUCGCCCUUGAAUUGAAUUUCACAAAGCUUGUUUUCUUCUUGGCCUAUUGUGAUAACUAUUAAUAUGUAAAAUGUGUUUUUUUUUAUUUGUAUUAAGUCUUUUAAAGUCUGUUAUCUGUCUUUUUAUUAUGGACAGGGAAAUAUCAUGCAUUGCUUUUAAAAAAAACAUGUAAAUAAUGUAUAUUUUUCUACAAAAAGACUUAAAAAGCACUCACUAGUGAAUAGCACUUAAUGAUGGUAUUUAUAUUUUUAAAAAAUCCUAUUUAUUUUGUUGCCAUUUUUGUAGGAAAUAGAGGUUUACAAACACUAAUGCUUUGUCUCUAUGUUUUGUAUUCCGCUGCCUUUUUACAAUUCUUCUUUUGUUUUGUUUCAGUUUUGUUUCUUGUUGGGUUUCUUUUUUUUAUUUCGUAGCCUGAAUGUUUUCUUUGAUUCCAAAGACUGACACUGGUCUGUGGCUUGGUCCCCUCUUUAGUUCAGUCCACCAGUAGCUCUUUUAUCUAUCCCAGGCCAUUGGGUCAGAGCUGACAGGUUCUUUAAAAUUGUUCUAGUUCUAGCUGGCAGUACGGCUGUUUAUGUGAACUAUUAUUAUGCACUUGAGAGAGUUUAGAUUGUUGAUCCAGAGCUGACAUCUCCUCUCUCCAGCCUUAUCCUCUCCACACCGCAUCGAGCCAAGAAGCAAGUCCACUCAACAGAAAGUCACUUCAAAAUGACUCGGUUUUUCUUGUCAUUAAUCGAUCAUUGAUUGACAGGCAUUCAGCCGAUCUGCACAUAAGUCAAAUUAAACAAGAGUCCCUUUGGUUGUUAAGAGUUUGUCCCUUUUGAAGACUCAGUUUAUAACAAAGAGUUGCCUUUAUUUUAAUGCUACCGACACCAUCUAUCAUACCUCCAUUAAGCCAACCUGUUAAUGAGGAAAACAACAUUUAUUCCUGCUCAGAACUCCUCCGUUUCUGACCAGCAGUUUGAAGUCACUAUUGUUUUGGUCUUCUUCACGAUGCCUUUUUGGACUGACUGGUUCCACUUUCCAUAGUUCCUUUUUCAAUGGUGUUAUUGUUGUCUGUGGUUCAUGCUGACCUCGUCCUGCAGGCCGUCCGCCAUCACUUCCACACUGCUCCUUGUUGUGAACUGAAACCACGCAUGGUUUGCACUUCUGCGGUGACACAGGCACUGAAUAGAUGUAGGAAAAAAAACUCAGCUCUUCUCUUAAGAGACAGAUGCAACUCCAAUGCUGAAAACACAAGCACACAAAAUCACUGAGGAAGUUUGUGCAUGAGGCACUGAUGUAAAAAAAAAAAAAAAAAACAGCUCAGUCAACUGGGAUUGGUCUACAAUAAUCCAGAAUGUGGCAAAUGAGGCUCUCUAAAAGUGCACUUGACUCUUUCUUUAUCUGCAACAAAGUGAAGGCAGGGACCACACCAGCAGUCCUAUCCUUCCUGAAGGGGCAGUGUGUACAAAUCCUCUGCUGUGCUUUUCCAUUUAGGGCCCUUGACCAGGUGUUGUAGGCCCCUUUUGUCAUCUGACAGGCCAGCGGCGGGGUUGUACGGCUGCACCUUCAUCUGACUCGCUGGGUUCUGCUGCUAAGGUCAACAAUGAAUGUAUAUUCCUCCUCCGCAUCAUCAGACAUGUGAUGAUGUAGAGUCUUUGUCAGCCACAUUUUGUUUUCAGUUCUUGUGUCAACUAGUAAAUAUGACCUCAAACUGGGCAGCAGCAACAGAAUAAUACACAAGUGUGAACAGCAGUGGGAUACGUGUCUGUAAGACACCUGGUUUGUCCUGGGUAAGCUCACAACUCAAUGCUAGCAUCGGUAAUAACACUUUUACUGAUGCAAAGGGCUCUGUCUAUGACUUUCACUUCUCGAGAUCUACUUCUGAAGGUCAGAGGGUUCAGUGAUCAAUAAGUCAUUUAUUUCUGAUAUACAAUAAGGGAAUGGUCUCUGUCGUUUCUUUGGACUUCAUUUCACCAUGCCACACCAGUGGCCCUUCUCCAUCAUUCUCUGUAAUUAUAGUAUAAAUACAUAAUAUUAUACGGAAACAUGCAUAGCAAUUUCUUGUACUUUAGUAUCUAUACAAUAUAUGGAAUGGACAGACAAACUUAGUUACAGUAGCAAAACAGCAGAUUUAUAAUGGUUAAUAGCAAUGUUUCAAUGUACUCUAUAAUGGUUUUUGUGUUGCAGUAUCAGCUGAAACUAACGUGCAUCAUUCUUUUGUAUAUUAAUAUCCAGUUCCAAUUUUGCCGUGCCUGUGAGCGCUCCUUCCUCAGCAAGAAGCGCUGCAGUUUAGCUUUCUCUUUUCUUUCUGGAAACAAAAUGGUUUUUAUGUGAUCAGAAAUGUAAUUGUAUUAAUGUGGUUGUGAACUUUCUUGGGGUCAGCCUUUUUCUUUUCUCUCCCUCCCCCCCCCCUCUGGUUGUUGUAGUGAACGUUUUUUCUGUUUAUUUCUUUGUACGUUUUAACAGGGACUUUUUAGACGGCUUACUUGAUGUGCUAUAAAUGAAGAGUUUGGUUUAUGGAGACUGAACAGAAAGAUCCCAUCAAAAUGUGGUUUGUCAUUUUGGAAAAACCUUUUAUGUCUCCCAGAUCAUCUCUCUCUCUCUCCCCCCCCCCCCCCCCCCUUUCUGAAGCUUUUGUUGUACUUAUCAUGUACUGUUUUUAUAGAAAGUCAGAAUUCUGAAAUAAUGCCGAUGUUGAAAACAUUUAAUUUAUUUAUUUUGUGCAACAUCCACCCUGAAUUGUUAUUUUUACAAGUCAAGGUUUGGGAGAGCUAGGAAGAGUACGUAAAGUGUUUGUAAUUUUUCAAUUGUUUCUUGUGUAUAGAAGUUAUCAGCCGAGGAUGGGAUGUCAUGUCACGGAGGGAGCCGGUGGUAGGAAGAACAAAAAAAAAACAACAAAAAAAAAAGGAAUCAUGGAUUAUGAACAGGCUUGUUUCUUAUGCCUUGAAUAUACCUUUGUCUUAUCAAUAUUCCUCCUGCUUUGUAAUAACUGUCAACAGUCAUUUUUCUCUCCCGUUAUAACAGUGUUAUUUCAAUACACAAUAACAAAAUGAAGGAAAACCACAACCGUGAAAAUGAACCACAAACUACUUGGUUGAAUGUAUAAUUAGGAAACAAAGUUGUACAUAAGUGUAAAAAGAAAAGUUUCUAAUCAUGUUUAUUUUCUAUGCACUUUUUUAUUUAAGUGAUAGUUUAAAUAAUAAACAUGUCUCCUUUA
Messenger RNA from Labrus bergylta (ballan wrasse), 18031 nucleotides. It is a transcript of the gene kmt2a, whose product is annotated as lysine (K)-specific methyltransferase 2A. Gene Ontology annotation, molecular function: histone H3K4 methyltransferase activity; protein binding; DNA binding. Gene Ontology annotation, cellular component: histone methyltransferase complex; nucleus. The record is from RefSeq and is a predicted model, not a curated record. Lineage: Eukaryota; Metazoa; Chordata; Actinopteri; Labriformes; Labridae. Gene Ontology annotation, biological process: positive regulation of DNA-templated transcription.